Rhopalosiphum maidis (corn leaf aphid) is the source of this 1873-nucleotide messenger RNA. Its product is annotated as acyl-CoA Delta(11) desaturase-like. The record is from RefSeq and is a predicted model, not a curated record. The transcript is spliced from 6 exons. The coding region runs from base 682 to 1782 and encodes 366 amino acids. Gene Ontology annotation, biological process: unsaturated fatty acid biosynthetic process. Gene Ontology annotation, cellular component: endoplasmic reticulum membrane. Gene Ontology annotation, molecular function: stearoyl-CoA 9-desaturase activity; iron ion binding. Lineage: Eukaryota; Metazoa; Arthropoda; Insecta; Hemiptera; Aphididae.
UCGUACCAUACUACCAUAAAUACUUCUAUAGAAAUAAAAUAAAAAUUGUUUUCAUAUUGUGUCGUAUACAGCCAUAAAUUAUGACUACGAACUACGAAUUAUAUUGUCUAAAUACGAUUCGCGGACUCGAAUCUCAAAGAAGUGUGUUCGCCGAUAAUAUAACAAGUACUAUAACAAUUAUACCUACUAGUUACAUAAUAAAGUAUAAUAUGAAUAUUAUUGAUGUAGUCACAAUUAAGGCACUUAUGCAAAUAUUUUUUAUUCCAAAUUCCACACGAGGCCAAGAGAAUAACGAAAAUUGCCUAAAUAAACAUUUGUAUAGAAAGCUAAUUAUUAGUAAAGCGUGGUACCGGUGUAAUUAUUAUAUUGGACUGAACGCUAAAGAAAAUGCGUCACAUAUUUUAUAAAUACAAUAUAGUAUAAUAAUGUGAGUUAGUGACUCACUGCGUAUUUCACGAAAACGCGAGACCAGUUGUGAUGUUUGGACUAAGACAGCUGCACUGUAGUCUUAAUAAUCUUGUUUAUAUUUUCGUCUGCGUUCCAAAGAUGCAUUUUGUCUGCCGACAACCACCUUUGACCUGACCAUAAUCUGAAUUUUCGAACUUCCUUAAGGUAUAUAAAAUCAAUUGCGGUACUCAACUGAUCAUUAGUUCAGGUAAAUUCACCGCAACCAGUGAGAGGAUGAACACUGCCGGAGAUAUGGUAGCCCCCGCAGACGUGGACUCCGCGGCUAACACGAUGAUGGAGACCGAUCUCAAUUCAGUAGACAAAAAUAAACAAGACAGGGUGAAUGAUUUGAGUUCUCUCGAACCAGUAAAAAUUAAUAUUAUAUGGGGAAUUGUAUUAUUCUUUGUUGCUGGUCAUUUGUCAGCUAUUUAUGGAUUAUACUUAGCAUUUACAUCAACAUCAUUACUCACAACAAUAUUUGGAUUAUUUUCAUGGAUAUUAUCAGGAUUAGGUGUAACUGCUGGACUUCAUCGUUUAUGGUCACAUAAGUCAUACAAAGCAAAAUGGCCUUUACGAUUUAUUUUAAUGUUGAUGAGUACCAUGGCAUUUGAGAAUCAUAUUUACGAGUGGUGUAUGGAUCACCGAAUUCAUCACAAAUACACAGAUACAAAUUCAGAUCCACAUAAUGCUAAGAGAGGAUUUUUUUUCUCACAUGUUGGAUGGCUUGUAGUUCGUAGACACCCAGAUUAUUAUGAUAAAUGUUUAAAAAUUGAUAUGUCAGAUUUAAAAAAGGAUUCUAUUGUUAUGUUUCAAAAAACAUUUUAUGUUCCAUUACUAUUAUUGUUUUGCUUUAUCCUUCCCACAGUAAUUCCUGUUUAUUUUUGGAACGAAAGCUAUGUUAAUGCAUUUUUUACUUCAACGAUGCUACGUUAUAUUUUCACUUUAAACAUGACAUGGUUAGUCAACAGUGCUGCUCAUAUCUGGGGUAAACGUCCCUAUGAUGCAUCCAUUAAUCCGUCUGAAAAUCUAUCUGUGUCCCUUGGAGCUUUAGGCGAAGGAUGGCACAAUUAUCAUCAUGUUUUUCCAUGGGAUUACAAAGCGGCUGAACUUGGAAAUUACAGAGCAAAUUUGACUACUGCAUUUAUAGACUUUUUCUCACUUAUUGGUUGGGCAUAUGAUAUGAAAACUGUCUCAAAUGAUAUGGUUUUAAAACGAGCCAACAGGACAGGAGAUGGUUCACAUCCUGAUGGAGAUGGAAUUUGGGGAUGGGAUGAUUCUAACAUUUCAAUUGAAGAUCGAAAAUUAACAACUGUCAUUAAUAAGAAAGAUGAUUAAAAAAAAUAGUCAAGUUAUUUUUAUACCUUCUGGCGCCUAGCCUUUAUUAUUAUAAAAUGUAACUUAUAAUUUUCAAUUUAUAUUAUUGUAU